Molecule: messenger RNA, 1306 nt
Organism: Phytophthora infestans T30-4
Lineage: Eukaryota; Oomycota; Peronosporomycetes; Peronosporales; Peronosporaceae
Product: peroxisomal (S)-2-hydroxy-acid oxidase, putative
Exons: 3
Coding region: 50-1198 (382 amino acids)
Molecular function (GO): oxidoreductase activity; FMN binding
Source: RefSeq, a predicted model, not a curated record
GUGCGCAACUAGCUAAAAAGGAGCGCAGUUUGCACCACCACUGUCAGCCAUGGUCAAGAUCGUUCCUGGAAGCGACGGCACACCGCUCAACGUGCUCGAAUAUGAGGAAUAUGCUAAGGAAUACCUCCCCAAGAAUGCCUACGACUACUACGCAUCUGGCGCUGACGACAUGGUGACACUUAAGGAGAAUCGCGAAGCCUUCAAGCGUCUAGUGCUGCAUCCGCGUGUACUUCGUGACGUGUCGAAUAUGGACACAAACACAACGCUACUGGGCCACCGUAUCAGCUCUCCCGUCUGCGUGGCGCCCUCGGCCAUGCACCGUAUGGCGCACCCGGACGGUGAGAUCGCCAGCACGUCGGCCACUGCCAAGGCCGACACGUGCUACAUCCUCAGCACUAUUUCCACUACAAGCCUCGAGGAUGUGGCCAAAGCCAACAGACAGGCCAACCCUCAUGCUCUGCGCUGGUACCAGCUCUACGUGUUCAAAGACCGCGAGAUCACCCGAGGCCUCGUAAGGCGCGCCGAGAAGGCUGGCUACAAGGCCAUCGUACUCACCGUAGACACGCCCAUGCUCGGCCACCGAGAGCCGGAUGUGCGCAACCGCUUCAGUCUUCCUAAUCACCUCACAAUGGCCAACUUCGCUGAGGUGGGAGGUGACCACGAGAAUGGCGUCAGCAGUCUCAAGGACUCGGGACUCGCCCACUACGUCAGCGAGCUCUUUGACCUCACGCUCAACUGGAGCGACGUCAAGUGGCUCAAGAGUAUCACCAAACUGCCAGUCGUCGUCAAGGGUGUGCUCAGUCCAGAAGACGCCAAGAUUGCCGUCGAUAUGGGAUGUGAAGGCGUUCUUGUGUCCAACCACGGCGCUCGACAGCUCGAUGGUGUGGCUGCGACCAUUGAUGCGUUGCCGGCCAUUGCCGAGGCUGUGGGUGGCCGUGCCGAAGUGUACCUGGACGGUGGUGUGCGUCGCGGUACGGACGUGUUCAAGGCUCUGGCGCUUGGUGCUCGUGCGGUCUUUCUUGGUCGUCCAGUUCUAUUUGGCCUCGCUCACAGCGGCGAGGCCGGUGUCUCCAACGUGCUUCGCAUCCUCAACGAUGAGCUGAAGCACGCAAUGUUGUUCUCCGGCACGGCUAAACUCGCUGACAUUGGCCCUGCCUACGUUCGUCGCGGGGUGCCUCCGCUUCCCUCUUCGCUGUAAGAAGUGUAAGUCGAAGCUCUGCUAGUCGACGUUACUGUGUCGAUAUCAAGUCUCAGCGUAACAAUAACACGUUUAACUUGUCAAUACAUAGCGUGCUUCAGCACUUGC